AUGAGUACGGCAGUUGGACAACGGAAACCAGAAAAACUCGAAAGAGGCAAAGACAGAAACAAAACUACUAAAAACGCCAAGGCAGCAUCGCCAGUCGUUGAUGGACCACUGGAAUCCGAUACAGCUCGACCACUCGAUUCGGAAGAAAUUCAGGCUUUAGCGAUUCGUGCAGAAGAUCUUGAAAAAUUACAUCGAGACAAAAGCGGCAAAAAGUCGAUUAAUGACGAAGAUCAGCAGAAAUCUUUUAUCGUAAAAAAGACCAAAACGGGUCCAAAAAAACAACCAGUUCAAGUAGCGAAAAUAGCUCCGGGACAACCAGUACAAGACCAAUUGAUUAGUUCAGGAUUACGCUUCGAUUUGACGGGAAAACUACUUCCCUAUAGUAUUCUCGGUUCAGUCAAUGAAUAUGUUGCGGAAUUAUCAGAGCAAGAAGCAACCGAACUUGGAUCAACGAAUUCAGCGAAGAAAACUCUUGAAGACGUGCCAGAGAUUGGAAGAUACCCGAAGAAAAGUCGACGGUCAACCGGAAGUCCCGACGGCGGUGCCAGAUCAUUGAAUAAUUGGAAAUCUCGCAUGGAUGAGCGACGGCAAGUGAUGAAAACUAUGUCAAAGGAAUUGAAACGAUCUCCAGCCACUUUAUUGAUGAAUCAAACCGAUCGUUGGCGAGAACGGAAAGAACUUCUCGAUUUAAUGGAUACAACAUUACCACUACUACAAAAUGGAAAAAACUGGCGUUUACACAGUGAGUUUUGGGCACAACAACAAUUGCUUGGCAAUGAAGAUACAGGAAUACAUACGACACUAACACGAACCGAAAUCGGUUGUCCACUGCCAGUGGAAAUCAUUGGUAAAUCCAAUAUCGGUCUUCAAGAAACUGGUUUAGAUUUAGGUGACAAAGCAUCUGACGCUUUAUACCGACGAGAUUGGUUCAAUUCGGAAUAUUUGGACAGACGUUUCAAACAAUUGAAUCCAUUGAUGGAAGAAAUCCUUCCGCAUAAACCUGAUCUUGCAUCUCUAGAAGUCAUAGGUUACAAUACAUCACGGCGAAGAAAUCAACAGAAAAGUGACGUUGAAGUUCACAUUCACAGCAAAACGAAUGAAGAAGAAGACGAAGCGGAAACGACUGAUAAUAUCCAAAUCGAUGACGACGAUAAAGAAAACGAAAAUUAUAGUGAAGCACUCAAUGAUAUUCCGGAUGUUGUUGAUAUGCCAAUUAUGGGUCCGGCAUUGAAAAUCGAUUCAUUUGUCUUUCAACAAAUGCCCAAUGUGAAUGAGAACGAAGAACUCGAUUUUAUCUAUGAGAUUCGCGUUCAAUUUGAAAGUCAAAUCAAAGAAAGUGUAAUACGUGUAGUGGACAUAAAAAACGUUGGUUCGACAGUUUUCUACUAUGAAUGGCAACAAAAACCGUACACAAAACCAUUCGAUAUUGUCAACUCGAAAGUUCAACGUUUCUACUUUGACAAUCGUACAAGUUCGAUUUUACCAAAUGAAAAUCUUAAACUUUCGUUUGUAUUCAAAUCCAAUGAGCCUGGAAUAUUCACUGAACGUUGGCAGUUAUUGACACGUCCUGUUCUUUGCGGCGGUCGACCAAUUAUUUUUACAUUACGGGGAGUCACGACAGAAGAAGAUGUUCAUCGACAAACACGUCUGGAAAUUGAACAAAUGCUUUUCCAUAAAGAAGCGGAAAGCAUCGUUCGAAAGAUAGUUGAGAACAUUCUCGAUAAUGUUCGAACGCCUGAACGUGCUCGUUCGCCUAUUGGUUUCUAUAUGACCGAACAAGAACAGUUCCAAGAGAAGAAUCCUGAUCUCUAUUUCGAUUUCGAAGUUUUUGAACAAAUUAAGAAGAUUUAUCAACAACUUACUACCAACGAAGAAGAUCAGAAAUGGGAUUUAUCACUCGAGACAGUACGAAACAAAAUUCUCGCACUUGACGAAGAAAAUCCGGAGAAAUCAAAUCUACUUGAACAACUCAAUCAAGCAAUAAAUCAACUUACUCUUCAACCUUUAGUACCUGCUGAACAAACGACAUAUCUAGUUUGUUAUGAUAUUAUGAAUCAAUUUAUCGAUUCAUUCGUUGAUGAAAUGAUCAUUAUUCAUAAUAAAAUUCAAACAACCGAACAAGUUGUUGAUAUUUAUCCAGAUUUUGAUUUGUACGGCAACGAAUUCACCUCUUGGAAAAAAGCUUACGAAAUUAAUAAACAACAAGAACUUGAAAAACGGCCGAAGAGUGCUACCGGUGGCGCGGCAAAGGAUAAGAAAGGCGCAGCAAAGGGUGACAAAGGCGAUAAAGGCAAAAAAGGAGCAGAGAAAAAAGCUGCUGGAAAAUCGCCCGCAAAGAAAGCUCCGGCACCGCCUCAAACGCCAUCGGCAGCAAGUAAACGUGGAACUGCUAGUGGUACUAAUUCUCAAUUGAGUAAACAAUCUUCAUUCGUGGAUUCCGAAAAACCAGAGAAAGAAUCCGUGAUGUUAACACAAGAGCAAUUAGAAGAUCGUGCGAGAGCAGCCCAAGAAGCUUAUUUACCAAUUUAUACAUUAUUGUGUCAUACUUUUGAUCGUCUCGAACAAGCAUUAGACGAUCUAUCAGGCAAAUCAUCGGCUAACGAAGACGCUCUCUAUUCACAGUUGGCAACGACCAUACAGAAUCAAUCGUUGAACGUUCUCGAUAUUCUGAGAGAUGAACUAACACGGAAUGUUUUAUCAAUAGAUAUGAACAAUUUCUUUUAA
Molecule: messenger RNA, 2724 nt
Organism: Adineta ricciae
Lineage: Eukaryota; Metazoa; Rotifera; Eurotatoria; Adinetida; Adinetidae
Source: the annotation of a GenBank genome assembly